Messenger RNA from Centruroides sculpturatus (bark scorpion), 1677 nucleotides. RefSeq lists its product as uncharacterized. Lineage: Eukaryota; Metazoa; Arthropoda; Arachnida; Scorpiones; Buthidae. The transcript has 2 exons. Bases 36 to 566 code for a protein of 176 amino acids. The record is from RefSeq and is a predicted model, not a curated record.
CUCCUCAUUGUUCUACUGGUAAAACACCUAGUGAAAUGCUAUUCAACAGAAAACUUCGUUCAAGACUAGAUUUGUUGCGCCCUUUAACCUUAUCGGAUAACAACGUAGUUCGUCCACAGCGUUCUUUCAUGAUAGGAGACACAAUUUUUGCUCGUGACUUUUGUUCUAAAGAAUAUUGGGUUGCUGGUAAAGUUAUUCAGAAACUUUCACCUGUUACCUAUAACAUUGAGCUCCCUAAUGGUUCCAUAUGGAAACGUCAUAUUGAUCAACUGAGAUCUCGAUCAUCCUCAUCCCUCGAAUCUCAAGGUGCUUCAUUCGUUCCUCUUCAGCUGUGGUGGGAAGAAGAAAAUAAUCCUAUAGUUGAAAAUAUUCCCCAGAAAGACAACAUGAAAAAUUCAUCAUCAGAUACUGUCUUAACUUCAGACUCCUCUAGUACUCAAGAGUCAAGUCGUAGACAUCGUAAAACUCCUAGAUACUUACAAGACUAUGUUUGUAACUUCUCCUUAGGAGGGGAUGAUGCUAUGUAUCGCAGCGCCAUCUAUGGCAGUUCAAAUGUAUAUAUGUAGUAGCGCGCCUGCGCACUGCAGAGUUCUGCACCGUUAUGUACUUCAAUAAAGACGUGUUGAUUUAGCUGUUCAUGAGAAUCCGUUUCAAUCCUUUUCGUAAUCUAAUUCCGACGUUAAUACAUACCAAUUCUGGCGACGAGGUGGAUUAAAGAUAAUAUAUUUCUUCAAUUUUAUUCAAGAAUACUGAUGUUCAUUUAUUUUUCUCGACCAAUUCAACGAAGUCAACACGUGGUUACAUUCAGCUAGACUUUGAACCUUCGACCCGUAAGUUACCAAAUUGCUUAUUAUUAUUGUUCUCUUUCCUUUAUUCGAAAAUGGCAAAUGCGAUUAACGUUAACCCUUACAACGUAAAUACUGACUGGGAUGAAUAUGUCGAGCAAUUGGAAGAAUUCUUUAUAGCGUCCAAUAUCACCGACGAUAGAAAAAUGGUGGCUACUCUUCUUAGUCAAAUGGGUCCGGUGGCUUACAAAUUAUUAAGGAACCUUUGUCUCCCAGAUAAACCUUCUUCGAAGACAUUUGCUGAUUUAAAAAGUAUAAUGAGGUCCCAUAGAAAUAAAUCAGUCAGUAUUAUUUCCGAGAGAGCGAACUUUACUCGCCGGGUACAAAAAGAAGGAGAAUCGAUUAACGAUUUUAUAGUUUGUUUAAAAUCAUUAAGUGAAAAGUGUGAUUUUGGAGAUUCCCUUGCUUCACGUUUAAGAGAUCAAUUCGUGUCGGGCUUGUACGACCCUAGGAUUCGUUCAAAUCUAUUUGCUAAAAAUGAGUCGGAAUUAGACCUUCAGAAAGCGAUCAAUUAUGCUAUUGCUAUGGAACAAGCUCUGAUUGAUGCAGGUCGUUUCAAUAAAUUGCCACUCGAAAACGAUUGUUUUAAAAUUCGUUCCACAAAGUUCUCUAACAGAAAGAAGGAGUUUAGUGAGAAUAGUCCUAGAGAUAAAACUAAGUUUGAAACAAAGAAAACCAGUACUUACAUCUGUAAAUCUUGUGGAAGCAAAAAUCAUUCCCGUGAGAAUUGUAGAUUUAGAACAUUUACCUGUAAUAAAUGUGGCAUUCUUGGUCAUAUUGCAAGGGUUUGUGGAAAAACUAAACAUUCUCAUGUGAGCAUACACCAACUAUC